Ipomoea nil (Japanese morning glory) is the source of this 1108-nucleotide messenger RNA. RefSeq names its product (+)-neomenthol dehydrogenase-like. Gene Ontology annotation, molecular function: oxidoreductase activity, acting on the CH-OH group of donors, NAD or NADP as acceptor. The coding region runs from base 85 to 1050 and encodes 321 amino acids. The transcript has 5 exons. The record is from RefSeq and is a predicted model, not a curated record. Gene Ontology annotation, cellular component: membrane. Lineage: Eukaryota; Viridiplantae; Streptophyta; Magnoliopsida; Solanales; Convolvulaceae.
ACUGGUGGCGCCGGGAGCCUCGAAUUUACUUCUGCCAUAGCCCAUAGCCAGGCCAGUUAAAGAACUCAAAUAUAUAAAUAUAUAAUGGAAGCUAAAAUGAGCGCCGCCAGCAGUAGCAGAAGGUGUGGUGUUGUGAGCGGAGCAAACAGAGGAAUAGGAUAUGAAAUAUGCAGACAGCUUGCUAAUGAAGGUGUGGUAGUAGUGGCCACUGCAAGGGAUGAGAAGAGAGGAAUGGAAGCUGUGGAGAAGCUCAAACACUCAUGUGGUGGAGAAGAUGAAGAUAGUAUUGUGUUUCACCAACUUGAUGUUGCAGAUGAAGUUAGCAUUUCUUGUCUUGUGGAUUUCGUCAAAACCAAGUUUGGGAAACUGGAUAUCCUGGUAAACAAUGCAGGUAUACAAGGGCUUAUUAUUGAAGGAGAUGGUUUAAUUCUUAAAGAGAUGAUAAUUGCAGAUGACUCACGAAUCAGUUCUGAGAAUGAACAAGUGUUGGAAACAGAGUUGAAAAGUGAUGGAGCACUCAUUGAAACUUAUGAGUUGGCUGAACAGUGCAUUAAAACAAACUACCAUGGCACCAAAAGAAUGGUUGAAGCAUUUCUACCUCUUCUCCAACUUUCCCAUUCCCCUAGAAUUGUCAACGUUUCCUCCACUCUGGGGAACCUAAAGCUACUAUCAAAUAAUGAAAUGGCUAGAAAGAUAUUGAGCAAUGGCGAAAGCCUAACAGAGGAAAGGGUAGAUGAAGUGGUGAAGGAAUUUCUAAAGAAUUACAAGGAAGGUCCAACCAUAGCACAAGCCAAAGGCUGGCCAAGAUAUGCCUCGGCCUACAAAGUCUCCAAAGCAGCAGUGAAUGCUUACACAAGGAUUUUAGCCCAAAAAUGUCCCAAUUUUCGCAUCAAUUGUGUGUGCCCAGGCUAUGUAAAGACUGAUAUGACUGUUCAUGUUGGCAUGUUCACCCCUGAGGAGGGCGCUGAAAAUAUUGUGAAGUUGGCUCUAUUGCCCGAUGAUGGACCGUCUGGCUUCUUCUUCUGCCAGAAAAAUGUUAUGGCUUUCUAGACUUAAUAAUGGAUGUAUUAGUAAUUACUACUAGUAAAGUAUUAAAGUGAGAUUUUAU